This is a messenger RNA of Dendrobium catenatum, 2231 nucleotides long. Its product is annotated as exocyst complex component EXO70A1. The coding region runs from base 44 to 1879 and encodes 611 amino acids. The transcript has a single exon. Gene Ontology annotation, biological process: exocytosis. Gene Ontology annotation, molecular function: phosphatidylinositol-4,5-bisphosphate binding. The record is from RefSeq and is a predicted model, not a curated record. NCBI's taxonomy places the organism in Eukaryota, Viridiplantae, Streptophyta, Magnoliopsida, Asparagales, Orchidaceae. Gene Ontology annotation, cellular component: exocyst.
CCCGAUCCUCAAGGAGCUCUUAUCAUCAUUCCUCACAUCCGCUAUGGACGGCUCCGACGGCGCCGCCGUCCCUCCGCCGCUGGCGGCCGAGCUUGAGGGGGCUGAGGAUCUCAUUCUUCACUGGGACUCGACGUUUUCGCCGUCAUGCAAUCGAAUGGUAUUCGACGGCGGCGACCGUACAGACGCCGUUAGUAACUCCCCAGCCGGCGCUCGAAGCAGCCCUAAGAUGUCGCCGGCGCCGGUGAGCAAUAUUCAGAUUGAAAUCUUGCGUCUCGAGGACGAGUUCCGCCACAUACUAGUCUCCAGGGCAAGCAACUUCGAGAUAAACUCGCUCGUUGAACUGGGUUCACUCUCUCUCGACCGGUCCAGGUCUGGUGACCGGAUGCAAGAACUAUCUGACGCCGACGCCGACGCCGAAGACGAGAGUUUCCAACGUCAAAGGAGUGAAGGGAGCAGUAGUAACCACGCGACGAGCUACCGCUCCACGAGUAGCAUCCGUGAGAUUGAUCUCCUACCUCCCGAUGCGGUCAACAAACUCCGAAACAUUGCCGAUCGGUUGAUCGCCGCCGGAUACGACCGCGAAUGCUUUCAAGUGUACGGUGGCGUCCGUAAGUCCGUUGUGGAGCUCUGUUUCAAACAUUUAGGGAUCGAGAAGCUUAGCAUCUGUGAUGUCCAGCGGCUGGAGUGGGGCAAUUUAGAGUCCAAGAUCCGUCGAUGGAUUCGCGCAGCUAGGGCUUGCUUUCGGAUCAUAUUCGCCAGCGAGCGCCGCCUCUGCGAUCAGAUUUUUGAUGGCCUGUCUGGAGACGAUACCCCCUUCGUUGAAUCGGUGAAGAGCGCGGCUAUUCAACUUCUGAGUUUUGCUGAGGCCAUCAGCAUUGGCCGCCGCUCUCCAGAGAAGCUCUUUAAGGUCCUUGAUCUCCAUGACGCUCUUACGGAUUUGCUUCCUGACAUCGCCAUCAUAUUUCAAUCCAGAGCUUUGGAAUCAAUAAACACGCAGGUUGUGGAGAUCAUCGCCAGGCUUGCCGAAUCUGUUCGAGGAAUCUUAUCAGAGUUUGAGAGUGCAAUUCUCAGAGAACCCUCGAAAAUUCCUGUUCGUGGGGGUACCAUUCACCCGCUUACGAGGUAUGUCAUGAACUACAUCAGUCUUAUUUCGGAUUACAAGCAGACUUUGACUCAGCUGAUCAACUCGAGGCCACCAGCAGCUAAUCUGUUGCUCGGCAAUAACUCCGGCGGCGUUUUGCCUGAUAUGGAGUUGCCGGAGCCAGUAAACCAAUCACCUCUUGCUUCCCAUUUAAUCUGGAUAAUAUAUAUACUCCAAUUCAACAUUGAGAAUAAAGCACAGGAAUACAAGGAUGCUUCCCUUUCCCAUCUCUUCUUAACCAACAAUUUACAUUACAUUGUUCAAAAGAUUAAGGGAUCAACGGAGUUGAAUGAAGUGAUUGGAGAUGAAUAUCCGAGGAAAUUGACAGCGAAGUUUCGGCAACUGGCAACUAGCUAUGAGAGAACAACAUGGAUGAAAGUUCUGUACUGCUUGAGAGAUGAGGGCUUACAUGUAGGAGGAAGCCUUUCAUCUUCUGUUUCAAAAUCUUCCCUCAGAGAGAGAUUCAAAGCUUUCAAUGCUGCAUUUGAGGAAGUUCACAGAAGACAAUCGAUAUGGUCCGUGCCGGAUUCUCAGCUAAGGGAGGAACUAAGAAUUUCAAUAUUAGAAAAGUUGUUACCAGCUUACAGAUCCUUCUUGGGAAGAUUCAGACAUCAUAUAGAGAGCGGGAGACACCCAGAGAUGUAUAUUAAGUACUCAACUGAUGAUCUUGAGAUAGCUUUGGCUGAUCUUUUUGAAGGGUGCCCACCUCCUUUGCUUGGUAGGAGAAAGUCCCAUUGAUGGUUCUUUUCAGUCUAAUGAGAUUUGCAGAAACUAUUCUUUUAAUCUUUUUGGGAUGUUUUCAAGUGCUGUGGUUUUAGGGAGGUGAAGAAUGCAUUCUGUUUAUUGAAAAAUCUUAAUCAAAAACAUUUUUUGGGCAAUGAAAAUUGCAGGCGACUGAGUCAUUUUUUUGAAGUUGCAAGUCACUAGAGCCCCUGUAAAGUUUCUUCUGUAAGUUUUUUGUUAAAUAUUCAUUUUUUUUUCUGUUGAGCAAGUUCGUUCUUUUAUAUAUAUAUUGGAUGCAUUUUCCUAUAUUUCUCAAGAAGUUUUAAUUUUGUAUAAUUUAUAGUGAAGAAAUUAAUUUAUUGAUGAA